UAGCUACAGAUUCUCCAUCCUCAGUCUCUGCAAAGGGACGGCUGUGCCAGCCGUGCUCGGGCGGGCUCCUGGCAGCAUGGCAGAGAAGCUCGGGGCCCUCCUGCUGGUCCUUGUUCUCAGCCUGGCACAGCCAGCCCCGGCGCGCCGGAAGCUCCUGGUGUUUCUGCUGGAUGGUUUUCGCUCUGACUACAUCAGUGAUGAGGCCCUGGAGUCCUUGCCUGGUUUCAGGGAGAUUGUGAGCAGGGGGGUAAAAGUGGAUUACUUGACCCCAGACUUUCCCAGUCUCUCUUACCCCAAUUACUACAGCCUAAUGACUGGUCGCCACUGUGAGGUCCAUCAGAUGAUCGGGAACUACAUGUGGGACCCCGCCACCAACAAGUCAUUUGACAUAGGGGUCAACAGAGACAGCCUGAUGCCUCUCUGGUGGAAUGGAUCAGAACCUCUGUGGAUCACUCUGACCAAGGCCAAAAGGAAGGUCUACAUGUACUACUGGCCAGGCUGUGAGGUUGAGAUUCUUGGUGUCAGACCUACUUACUGCCUAGAAUAUAAAAAUGUCCCAACGGAUAUCAAUUUUGCCAAUGCAGUCAGCGAUGCUCUUGACUUCUUCAAGAGUGGCCAGGCGGACCUGGUAGCCAUCUACUACGAGCGCAUCGACGUGGAAGGCCACCACUACGGGCCCUCGUCGCCGCAGAGGAAGGAAGCCCUGAGGGCUGUGGACACCGUCCUGAAGUACAUGACCAAGUGGAUCCAGGAGCGGGAGCUGCAGGACGACCUCAACGUCAUCAUCUUCUCAGAUCACGGCAUGACUGACAUCUUCUGGAUGGACAAAGUGAUUGAGCUGGAUAAGUACGUCAGCCUCCACGACCUGCAGCAGGUGAAGGACCGAGGGCCAGUUGUGAGCCUGUGGCCGGCGCCCGGGAAGCACUCUGAGAUAUAUGACAAAUUGAGAACAGUGGAGCACAUGACUGUCUACGAGAAGGAGGCCAUCCCGAGCAGGUUCUAUUACAAGAAAGGGAAAUUUGUCUCUCCUUUGACCCUAGUGGCCGAUGAAGGAUGGUUCAUAACUGAGAAUCGAGAGACGCUUCCAUUCUGGAUGAACAGCACUGGCAAGAGGGAAGGCUGGCAGCGCGGAUGGCACGGAUACGACAACGAGCUCAGGGACAUGAGGGGCAUCUUCCUGGCCUUCGGACCCGAUUUCAAAUCCAACUUCAGAGCCGCUCCCAUCAGAUCCGUGGAUGUCUACAACGUCAUGUGCAACGUGGCAGGUGUCGCCCCCCUGCCCAACAACGGGUCCUGGUCCCGGGUGACGUGCAUGCUGAAGGACCCGGCCAGCUCGGCCCUGGCAGCGCGGCCGGGCGCCUGCACGUUGGCCUUGGUCCUGCUGGCGCUGCUGUCCUGAACUAGCGCAGUGUGUGCCCCGCGGGGAAGGCCUUGCCGUGUCCUGUUUCACUAAUAGCUUCGUCAAUUCAAUCGAGGCCAUACAAUUGUAAAUAUAUUAGUCUUGGAUGGUUCUAUACAUAAAAGUCCCUAUUUCUUAAAAAAACAAAAACAAAAACAAGAACACUUUGCUUUUUCCGGAGGUAAGGAAACUCCUAGCUUUUCAUUUGUUCAACUAUAGGUUAUUUUCUUUCUUUCCAUGUACUUAGAUGAACUAAGCAGGGCCUACCCCUGUAGCGACCAGACCUUGGGCAGGUAUUCCGUGGACUCCCGGCCCCUCUCUGUCCUGCUCUGCACAAAGCAGGCCCUUGUCUGUGCCCUGUCUAAACCCGGGAGCCACCCUCAGGGUCUACGGCCACCAUCCCGUACUGCUCCUUCCGUCUGGGACAAAGGCCCAUGUGAAGCAGUAGCUGCUAUUUCUAACUCAGCUCGUGGGGUUUCUUCACCUUAUACAAAGUCCCAGAAAGGGCAUAUCUUAGCUUGGCCCACCCAGCAAUCAAAAUCAAUGGGAACUGCAGGAUUCAUGGAACAAAGUGAAAGAUAUGCGUUCCUUCCCAAAGUCUGAGUGCACAAAAGUUUCUCCCUGCCUUAAGGAGCAGAAAAGUUUACAAUAGACACGGGCUUCUGUGAGCCUUCUCGUAGCGUAUCAUGCUGUGAACGUGCACACGGUCUGCCUGUGGGAAGGCUCACUCAGAGGCUGCCUCCCUUUGGAUCCCCAUACAGAGUGUAGACACUAGCGACCCCUGACAUCAUCACAGGCGGGGAAAGGGGUGUCUGGCUGAUGAUGGUGUGGACAUACUUAAAGAAAUCUCACUUCAUUGCUUGAAAUGGUGAUGCAAUUAAGCGUAAGUUUGACGCACCAGCGUCCUGGAGCACUGCUUAUUCAACCACCACAGCAAAGUGGACCCCUGAGUGACCCAGAAUUCCAAGGAAAAUGGUGGGGCACGGGGAACGGAGGCAACGUGAUGGAGUCAGAUCCCAAUCACUAAGCACUUAGCCCCUGGAUUAGGAAACAGUUUGGUCAAAGUGCCACCUCAGAGACCUUAAGAAACCCCGGAGAAGAGGCACCGAGCCUGAGACGAAAUGUUUUUAAUUUAGUCUUCUAAGUUUGCUGUAGGAGCUCUUGUUGCAAAACAAGGGAUAACUGCAUUUCUGUAUGAUCAGAGUCAUAUACAUAUAUCAUCGCAUUAAAAAUGAGUUUGCACUAAAUGAGGCACAUCUGCAAAUGAGGCUUUUUGUCAGGAAAAGGCAAAAGAUCAGGUCUCGUCAGGACGAUGAAGCCCUUAUGUGUUGUUUACCUUGAAAAAUUAAAAUCUGUGCUCACCCUGAUUCAUGAAGGUUGGGAACCGUUCCUGGGCCUUGAAUCAUGAGAGCAAAGGAUCACUGCUUAAAAAUAUCAAUUUUAUCUUCACAAAAGAUUUCUAAGGAUUUAUGUAAUGGGUUUUUAAAGUGCCAGCAGACCAUCGAAUCAAUUGGAAAGGCAAAUCAGCCUUUGUUCUCCGGCUGAAAGCCAAUUAGUGCUUUCAGAACAUUGGCGCCGGUUGUUGAAAUAGGCAUCUAUUGUUCAAAGUUUUCUUUCUCCUUAAAGGACUGGGUUCUGAUGAAUCCAGUGCAGCCCACUGUGCUCCCUUGUGAAGGAAGGAGACCUAAAAGAAACCCAAUGAUUCAAUUAAAAGUGGAUCAUCCAAGUCCAGAGGGGUACAAACAGAUACACGGUCUUGGAUUUGUCCUUCCUGCUCUGUUCUACCAAUUUUUCCCCUCCCUCAUCCUUAACAUCUUCAAGUUACAUAAUAAAAUUUCAGAUAUUUGUCUGACAAAGUGUAGUUACUCAAUAAGUAGUCUUGCAUAGAUAAAUGAGAAUAAGAUAGUUUUGGAAUCAUGACUAUUGGUAAAUAAUAAAAUUCAGACA
Messenger RNA from Balaenoptera ricei (Rice's whale), 3346 nucleotides. RefSeq names its product ectonucleotide pyrophosphatase/phosphodiesterase 6 (gene ENPP6). Bases 77 to 1399 code for a protein of 440 amino acids. Lineage: Eukaryota; Metazoa; Chordata; Mammalia; Artiodactyla; Balaenopteridae. The record is from RefSeq and is a predicted model, not a curated record. The transcript is spliced from 8 exons.